This is a messenger RNA of Miniopterus natalensis, 1037 nucleotides long. It is a transcript of the gene FABP3, whose product is annotated as fatty acid binding protein 3. Gene Ontology annotation, molecular function: lipid binding. NCBI's taxonomy places the organism in Eukaryota, Metazoa, Chordata, Mammalia, Chiroptera, Miniopteridae. The record is from RefSeq and is a predicted model, not a curated record.
CGGAGUCCUUACACGCUAGCUUUAUUGCUUCUUUCUCAGCCUCGGCCAGCCUCACCAUGGUGGACGCCUUCGCAGGCACCUGGAAGCUAGUGGAAAGCAAGAAUUUCGAUGACUACAUGAAGUCCAUCGGUGUGGGUUUUGCUACCAGGCAGGUGGCCAAUAUGACCAAGCCUACCACAAUCAUCGAAAUAAAUGGAGACACUAUCACUAUAAAAACACAAAGCACCUUCAAGAACACAGAGGUCAGCUUCAAGCUGGGGGUGGAGUUUGAUGAGACAACAGCAGAUGACAGGAAGUGCAAGUCCACUGUGACACUGGAUGGAGGCAAACUUGUCCAUGUGCAGAAAUGGGACGGGCAAGAAACAACACUUGUGCGAGAACUCACUGAUGGAAAACUCAUCCUGACACUCACCCAUGGCAGUGCAGUCUGUACUCGCACUUACGAGAAAGAGGCAUGACCUGCCCACUGCUUCACUGACUUCUCCUCUGCCAAACCUGAUCCUCUGGCUAGCCCUGGACUCAGCACCAGACUGCCUCAUUUUUUCCUCUGGCAUUUUGUAUAAAUCCGCCUUGGUUGGGGAAAUUCUUCUGGGGUCAAGUGCACCAUCCUGGAUUCAGUUCCAGUUCCCAUUGUGUUUGUUUUUUUAACUGCGUCCCAAGAGUGCUCUGAAGUCAAUAAAGCAGAGCCAAGGCCACCCAGUUGCCCUUUUGCCUUUGGUGACAUGACUCUGGGAGUCUCAGUUUCAGUGUGUCAGAGUGGGCAGUGGGCAGAAAUGCACACCUGCCUGAAAGUAACUCAGGAAGAAGCACUGGAUGAGACUGAAAUGGACAGUCUCGGGGACAGCGGUAGCUGACCACCUUACAGGUACAAUAAUGUAACAGCUGUACUACACCUUGCCUUUACUUCCUCUCCAUGGCCAAAUGAGCUAGUCCAACCUGGAAUAAUCAAUCAGUGGCAGGGCUUCCCCAGGCUUGGCUACUGAACUAUCACCUCCUCAGGCCCAUCUGCAUUAAAUGCCCUCAGGAUGGACAGUUGU